Phaeoacremonium minimum UCRPA7 is the source of this 522-nucleotide messenger RNA. RefSeq lists its product as hypothetical. The transcript has a single exon. The record is from RefSeq and is a predicted model, not a curated record. The coding region runs from base 1 to 522 and encodes 173 amino acids. Lineage: Eukaryota; Fungi; Ascomycota; Sordariomycetes; Togniniales; Togniniaceae.
AUGACAAAGCAGAGCAAACCCCUCCCGCACUUCUCAAAACUCUCCAAGUAUAAGGAGGCCAUGGUCUCCCGAGUUCCUUCUAUCGAUGAUCAUGCCAUGUUGGAGGACGACGAGGACCUGUCCCCCACGCUCAGCGAGCUCGAAGCUCUCGGUGAUGUGGAGGUGGACCCUGAGGACAAGACCCCGAACCACCACCAUAUCGAAUGCUCUUGCACUGGAAGCGACACACUCAAGCCAAAACCUAUCCCCACGCGCAAGACGAGCAGCUUCUCCGGCCUGUACGACGCAGAGAGCAGACUUUCCCAAGCGUGGUCCUUCAUGACCACAUACGAGCGCGUGGAUUGGGACCGGCCCGAGUUGCUCCAAGCAGAGCGCCCGCCGCCGACACGAGCACAGCAGAUCCGGGAUUUUGCGAGACGGGCGAUCAGGAAGCUGAGGGAGAUGAAGCGGCAGACUUGCCGAGAGGCCAAGGGCUUCAAGAUCCUGGACUCUCCUCGGCUGGAGGGCCGCGUGGGCGCCUGA